Messenger RNA from Myotis brandtii (Brandt's bat), 1036 nucleotides. It is a transcript of the gene HELT, whose product is annotated as helt bHLH transcription factor. NCBI's taxonomy places the organism in Eukaryota, Metazoa, Chordata, Mammalia, Chiroptera, Vespertilionidae. The record is from RefSeq and is a predicted model, not a curated record. Gene Ontology annotation, biological process: regulation of transcription by RNA polymerase II; regulation of neurogenesis; anterior/posterior pattern specification. Gene Ontology annotation, molecular function: DNA-binding transcription factor activity, RNA polymerase II-specific; RNA polymerase II cis-regulatory region sequence-specific DNA binding; protein dimerization activity. The transcript has 7 exons. Bases 1 to 861 code for a protein of 286 amino acids. Gene Ontology annotation, cellular component: nucleus.
AUGGCUCAUAUCUCGAAAAACGCGUUAGUCGGGGCACUCGUGGUGGAGCUGAAGUUUGAACUGUCUGGUUCCAGUGACCACCGCUGUUUGUUGCUCUGCUCUCAUUUUGGCGGAAACCAGGUUAAGAUCGGGGACACUCUCACCACCCCAAGGAGGAGGGUGAAUGAGGAGAUGGCGAGGAGGAUCUCUGCCCGCACUACCCGAGGUUCCAGCCUUCAGGCUGCCUUGGCCCUCAGCUCGGGGUGUAGCCCGGCGAGUAGGGAGGCUGGACGGGAGCGCGCCAACACGAGAACCCGCGUUUCCCACAAAGUGAUAGAAAAGCGGCGGAGGGACCGGAUUAACCGCUGUUUGAACGAGCUGGGCAAGACAGUGCCCAUGGCCCUGGCGAAGCAGACCUCCGGGAAGCUGGAGAAGGCGGAGAUCCUCGAGAUGACCGUCCAGUACCUGCGGGCGCUGCACUCGGCUGACUUUCCCCGGGGAAGGGAAAAAGCAGAACUGUUAGCAGAGUUUGCCAACUACUUCCACUACGGCUACCACGAGUGCAUGAAGAACCUGGUGCAUUACCUCACCACGGUGGAGCGCAUGGAGACCAAGGACACCAAGUACGCGCGCAUCCUCGCCUUCCUGCAGUCCAAGGCCCGCCUGGGCGCCGAGCCCGCCUUCCCGCCGCUGGGGUCGCUCUCGGAGCCGGAUUUCUCCUAUCAGCUGCACCCAGCGGGGCCCGACCCCAGCCCCACGCAGCAGCACAGCCCCUUCCUAGCGCCCGUGCAGGGCCUGGAUCGACACUACCUCAACCUAAUCGGCCACGCCCACCCCAACGGCCUCAACCUGCACCCGCCCCAGCACCCCCAAGUUCUCUGACACCCGCCGCCCGCCGGCUUUCUCUGGGCACGGGCGCUGCGCUGCUUAGGAGAUACUGCAUGUUGUACAGGUGUAUAUAGUGUGCCGACCAACAGCGGAUGGGGAAGGCCAAGAGCAAAGCAAGUCUUCUGAAGGCUCUCCCCCGGCAAUAAAUGUUUUCUGUUAAAGACCCAAA